Messenger RNA from Penaeus monodon (black tiger shrimp), 2453 nucleotides. RefSeq names its product PRELI domain-containing protein 1, mitochondrial-like. Gene Ontology annotation, molecular function: phosphatidic acid transfer activity. Gene Ontology annotation, biological process: phospholipid transport. Lineage: Eukaryota; Metazoa; Arthropoda; Malacostraca; Decapoda; Penaeidae. Gene Ontology annotation, cellular component: mitochondrial intermembrane space. The record is from RefSeq and is a predicted model, not a curated record.
GCUAACCUUAUACUUUAUUGCCCACACAAUCAUGGCGGAGGGAAGCCGUGUCUGUCCAACACUCCUCGUUUAAGACUUAUUUUAGAGCUUACUCUCCUUAAGAUCUUCCGCAAGGCUUUGGAGCAAAAAAAAAAUUUCACCAUGAAAUACUAUGAAGGCUCAAGUACCCUCAAAUUUCCAUGGGAGCAAGUUGCACGGGGCCUAUGGCAGCGAUACCCUAAUCCAGAGAGCUUGCAUGUGUUAUCAGAGGAUACAGUAGCAAGAAAAGUUGUUGAUAAUAAACUUCAUUCCAAACGUGUCUUAACCAAAACAAAACCGGAUGCCCAAGUGGGGAGAAACGUGUUAAAAAUACACAGAAAUAGUGAAAGUGCUCGUGAAGAAAUCAAUGCGGAUCCAGAAAAGAGAGAGAUAUGUACUUAUACCAGGAAUGUUGGACUGACAAAGGUGAUGACCUGUGUUGAAAAAGUAGUUUACAAACCAAGCCCAGAGAAUUCGCAGUGGACUGUGGCAGAGAGAAAAGCAUGGAUUGACUCAAAAAUAUUUGGCUUAGGAUAUGCAAUUCAGAAAUUUGGACUGGAGCGCUACAAAAAGAACAUCCAGAAGACCAACUUGGGUUUCAGCUUUGCCUUGAAUAGAUUAUUCCCUGUUAUUGAUACUCCAGCGGAAAGCAGCCAUAUCCAUCACCUUACGUUAGAAGAGAGAAAACAGAGGUUGAAAGAUGCGGCUCGAGAAACGGCAAAGAGGGCCAAGGAGUUAGCUCAAGAGAAGGCUGGGCCAAUUUAUGCUGCCUGUGAAGGUGUGCGGAGCUGAAAAUGAAUGUCUGUAGUCUGAAUCAUAAUAAAAGAGCUAUAUAUUUCAUGGAUUCCAUCAUGAAUAUGAAGGUUAUUUUAGAUAGGGAGCCACUGGUGCUACUACUUGUGAUUUGGAGUUUAUGGUACUGGAUGAUAGGAUUGAUUGUACAGUUACAUUGUUUCUAUGAUAUUGAAAACUAUGGGACACACAUAACAGUACAUGAAGGUUGUUUGCAAUUUAUUAUUUUUCUAAAUAUUUUUUAAAUUCUCCUUUUCAUUGGCAUGUCAGUUAUUAAAAAGAAACUUUGUGCCAAAGAUUGAUAUACAAGAUAAAUUAAAUUAUUUUACUUUGCAAUUUUAGUAGUAAAGUGUUCCCAACCUUGUAAAGUAUACGGCACAAGGUUAAAUAAUGUCAGUAAUUCCAAAUCAUGCUUUUUUUUAUAUAUACUAUGUACUGGCUUGGUGAAAAUGAAUUGGUAUGGGAGUAGUUGAUGAUUUCUUGAAAACUAGAACAGAUAAAAUUUAGAGGAAUUCUUUUGAUUUGGAAAUCAUACUGAAUAGGAACCUGUCACUAACAAUUUUUGAAGUCUUGCUAGUAUGAUGGUUCCUAUUAUGACAGUAUGUAUGUUGUGUAACAAAGUAGCAAGUGAAAAGAAAGAAGCCUACAGAUGACCUGAAUAAUAUGAUUGCUUCAGCACAGUGUAUAUCAUAGUGUCCAGGGAUACUGAUGAAUCUACAUUAUCAUUCCCAUUGAACAUCAAAUGAAUCUGUAAUGUCCUUGUAUAUAUUCAUCUAAAACUUUCCACAAGUCUUGCAUUCAUAGGUGUCUAUUCCUUGGAAAGGGUCAAGCACUUGGAUAGUUGGUAAUAUUCCGUCCGGAGGAAUGUGGGACUUCAAAGCUUGUUUGUCCUCGUGGGAAAUAUGUACUGAUGAGAAGUGGUGAGAAGUUAUAUUUUCAUUCAUUCCAUGCAUGUUCCUUUCAGGUAUUGGUUUAUUGUCAUUCAUAUUCAAGGUUUUGAAAUAACAUUCUCACUCAUUUGCAGAUUAUGAAUAGGUCCAUAUCACUUACAGGAAGCUUUCACUUCAGGAAAAAAAUUAUUUGCCUUUGAAGGCCUUUCACUGACACAUGCAUGCAUGUGUACUCUUACAUUUCAGGUCUAUUUUGUGCUGUAAGUCUGCAUGAGCAUUUUAAGCUAUGUUGACCUGUGAAUCAAGUCACUGACCAAGGGAAUGUAUAUAGUGAUAGCCAAUUCUACAUUCUUUGCUUCAAGUCUUUGCAAAGGAUGAUUUUUAAGUCCUCUGGGCAAGGGAGAGGACAAGUUGAUAAUCCAUGCAGGCAACACACUCACCAGAUGAGAUGAUGUGUGGAAUCCUAUUCUUUCUCACACAAUACAUCAUUCCGAAUAUUGAUACAAAGGAAGGGUGUAGGAAACAUUAUCUUUGAGUUGUCUUUGUUCUAGAUUGUUCUUUACAUUUUUUAUUGGUGAAUUGAACACCAUCUUGUCUAGGUCUUUGUUAUGUUUUACAGAUUUUUGUUGUUGGAUGAUUAGUAAUGUAUUUUUUUAUGAUAGAGUUUGCGUUCUUGGUAAUUUCUUCUUUGUUGUUUACUGUUUGAAAAAACAACAACAUUAUUUGUACAUUAUCAGUCUUCUAAAAAAAAAA